Messenger RNA from Theobroma umbraticum, 1583 nucleotides. RefSeq names its product lysine histidine transporter 1. Lineage: Eukaryota; Viridiplantae; Streptophyta; Magnoliopsida; Malvales; Malvaceae. The record is from RefSeq and is a predicted model, not a curated record.
AAAUACAAAGCAAACCAGCUCGAUUUUGAAGGUUCAAUUUUGCAUUGGUUUUUCACCUUCAUCGUUGCCUUUAUUUUUGUUCUUCUUUUUUCAUCAAGAGUAAAAGAACAUGGGAACUCAAGCUCCUUCUGAUAAAGAUUAUACCCGGAACGACAGUUUUGAAGAAAAAUUAGCAAGGCAGAAAGCAAUUGAUGAUUGGUUGCCAAUUACCUCAUCAAGAAAUGCAAAAUGGUGGUACUCAGCUUUCCACAAUGUCACUGCUAUGGUUGGAGCUGGUGUCCUCAGUCUCCCCUAUGCCAUGUCAGAGCUUGGAUGGGGUCCUGGCGUGGUUGUCCUAGUCCUAUCAUGGAUUAUUACCCUGUAUACUCUAUGGCAAAUGGUUGAGAUGCAUGAGAUGGUUCCAGGAAAACGUUUUGAUAGAUACCAUGAACUGGGUCAAUAUGCCUUUGGUGAAAAACUUGGUCUCUACAUUGUGGUGCCACAGCAGCUUAUUGUUGAAGUUGGUGUCUGCAUAGUAUACAUGGUUACCGGAGGCAAAUCAUUGAAGAAGUUCCAUGACACUGUCUGCAGUACCUGCCAAUCCAUUAAACUUACCUAUUUCAUCAUGAUUUUUGCCUCUGUUCACUUUGUGCUGGCUCACCUUCCCAACUUCAACUCCAUCUCUGGCGUCUCCUUGGCAGCGGCAGUCAUGUCCUUGAGUUACUCUACGAUUGCUUGGGGAGCUUCAGUGGAUAAGGGAGUUCAGCCAAAUGUGCAAUAUGGCUACAAAGCAAAGACUGCAGCAGGAACAGUGUUCGACUUCUUCAGUGCCUUGGGUGAUGUAGCUUUUGCCUAUGCCGGGCACAAUGUGGUGUUGGAGAUCCAAGCAACAAUCCCAUCUACACCUGAGAAGCCAUCAAAGGGUCCCAUGUGGAGAGGUGUUAUCGUUGCCUAUAUAGUUGUGGCCUUGUGCUACUUCCCUGUUGCUUUGAUUGGGUAUUGGAUGUUCGGCAAUGCUGUCGAGGACAACAUCCUCAUCUCAUUGGAGAAACCAGCAUGGCUCAUUGCAAUGGCUAACAUGUUUGUUGUUAUUCAUGUUAUUGGAAGCUACCAGAUUUAUGCAAUGCCAGUGUUUGACAUGAUGGAAACUGUCCUAGUGAAGAAACUAAAUUUCAGGCCUACUAGGACACUUCGAUUCAUUGUUCGCAAUUUUUAUGUCGCAUUCACAAUGUUUGUUGGCAUCACCUUCCCUUUCUUCGGUGGUCUUCUUGGAUUCUUUGGAGGAUUUGCUUUUGCACCAACAACAUACUUUCUCCCUUGCAUCAUGUGGCUUGCCAUCUACAAACCAAGAAAGUUCGGCUUAUCUUGGUGGACUAACUGGAUCUGCAUUGUAUUAGGUGUUGUCUUGAUGGUAGUAUCACCAAUUGGAGGCUUGAGGCAAAUCAUCAUUCAAGCCAAGAACUAUGAAUUUUACUCUUAGGUGGCGUUUGGUACAUUACAAUGCAAUGUGAUUACAGGUAAUAUGAUUGCAAGUAAUGUGAUUGCAAGCAAUGUAAUUACAGGGAAAAUAACAUUACAGUGUUUGGUAUGUAAGUAAAAUAAUG